ACACUAAAUUAUAUAUGUACAAGUAGGGGAGACCGAGGUAAGUUAACACAAAGGUAAGUUGACACAACUUCAAUAUCUCGGAAACUAUAGGCAUUAGAAGUUUGGCAACAACGCAUUUCUGAUGCGCCGCUCGACAGCUCCGACUUGUCAGUACACGCCGCGGCCGCCCGGCGAACGGUUGUGGUGCUAGAGCGUCUGUGGCGAAAACUGCACGAAAAAAUGCCGAACAAUUACAAGCGCAAGACGGAUAGAGGCGAAGUAAGCAUCGAAAUAUAUAAAUUGGCCGCCGAGGAGGUUACUUUGAGAGGAAAAAGUCUUCGAGAUGCUGCAAAAUCGUAUAACUUAAAUUAUUCUUCGUUGUACCGUUUCCUUCAGAAAAAAAAGAAGAACAAUGACAUGCCUGUCACAAUGGGGUAUGUACAUAACUCUAUAUUUACUCCUGAGGAAGAACAAACAUUGGCCGAAUAUUUUGUAAAUUGUGCAGCAGCUAAUUAUGGACUGAGUACUAAAGAUGCCAGGCGACUGGCUUAUCAACUCGCUAAAAAGUACAAUAAGAAAUUUCCGCCUACUUGGGAAAGCAAUGAGAUGGCAGGAGAAGUAUGGUUGAGGCUUUAUAUGCAACGUCAUCCUUCACUCUCUUUGCGAGCUCCUCAAGCGACCAGCCUUGCUAGGGCCACCAGCUUCAACGAAGCAAAUGUGAAAUUGUUUUUCGACAAUUACACGCAGCUGUUGGAUAAGCAUAAAUUUUCAGCCUCUGAUAUUUGGAAUAUGGACGAAACAGGUGUUACAACAGUCCAAAAACCCAAUAGAGUCAUCGCUCGCAGAGGGGACAAACAAGUUAGCGCGAUGACAUCAGCCGAGAGACGAACGUUAGUAACAGUGGCCCUAGCUGUAAAUGCUAUAGGAAAUCAUCUCCCGCCAAUGUUUAUAUUCCCCAGAAAGCGAUUUCAGGAUCACUUCAUACGGGAUGGACCAGUUGGUAGCGUAGGGUCUGGUAACGCCUCGGGAUGGAUGCAAGAAGAGGAUUUUCAUGUUUUUCUGCAACAUUUUCACGGGCAUGCUCGGUCGUCACCCGAUAAAAAAGCGUUGUUGAUUCUCGACAAUCACAGCUCUCACGUCGCCGUGAAUAACAUUACAUUCUGCAAGGAUAACGGGAUAGUAUUGUUAACAUUUCCCCCACACUGCACGCAUAAGUUGCAACCCUUAGAUCGUGCUGUAUUCGGCCCAUUGAAAAAAGCAAUAAAUACCUCUGAAGAUAGCUGGAUGCGCACCAACCCAGCAAGAACGAUGACGAUAUAUGAUGUGCCUGGAAUAGUAAAAACAGCCAUGGAUGUUGCAGUCACAGGAAGAAAUAUAACGUCAGGUUUUUCAGCAUGUGGUAUCUGGCCCUUGAAUCCAAAUAUUUUCACAGCGCAAGACUUCUUACCAAGUCAAGUUACCGAUCGUCCCUUAAACGAAAUGCACCCCAGAGCAACGGAAAACCAAGGGGCAGAAACUAGGCCAACGCUCGCGGAUCCAGUAGCAAGCACCUCCACAAAUUCUGCUCCUGAUGAGACUUCAGUUCCGAGGAAUAGUACUGUGUUAGAACAUGAUUCCCCAUUGCCUCAACCCACUCACAGCAGACACGCAAAUAUGCCUACUCCUCCUCCAGUCGUAGAUGCAACUCAGCUAAACCAUGAACCAGAAGAAACUGUUUCUUCUAUGUCCGAAUCUGGUGUGGAUACUAGUGCUGCUCGACCCAACCACGAACUUGGUGAGCCUAUUCCUUCUGGAUCAAAUGUUACUGCUUCGGAUAAGACUCCAGUCAAAAUAUUUACACCCGAGAUUAUUAGACCUUUACCCAAAGCUUUACCACGAAAAUGUACGCAGAACAGACGUAAAGUUAAGUCAGCUAUAUUAACGGACACGCCGGAAAAAGAAGCACUUGAAGCCAUUGAAGCAAACAGGAAAUUAAAGAACGUCAAGAAACGAGUUUUAAAUGAUUCAAAGCAAUUAAAUAUCACAUCUAAUAAAAAGAAAGCUACUAAUCAAAAUAAAAGGCCUACGAAAAACAAAAAGAAACAAACACGAAAAUCUGACAGCGAAAACGAUGAUGAUGAUUGUUUGUGCCUAUGCUGUUUAGAGUCAUAUAAAAAUAGUAGACCCAACGAGGAAUGGGUGCAGUGUAUGGAGUGCAAAGGUUGGGCUCAUGCAGAAUGCACAACUGGCGAACUAAAUUAUAUCUGCCAAAACUGUUUAUCUGAUUGAAUUUGUUAUUUGUUUAUUUGUAUUAUCUUGUGUUAAACUGUUAAAAAUUCUAUUAACCAAGAAGUAAAUUUAUAU
This is a messenger RNA of Cydia strobilella, 2322 nucleotides long. RefSeq lists its product as uncharacterized. The coding region runs from base 220 to 2247 and encodes 675 amino acids. The transcript is spliced from 2 exons. Lineage: Eukaryota; Metazoa; Arthropoda; Insecta; Lepidoptera; Tortricidae. The record is from RefSeq and is a predicted model, not a curated record. Gene Ontology annotation, molecular function: DNA binding. Gene Ontology annotation, cellular component: nucleus.